Molecule: messenger RNA, 1206 nt
Organism: Camarhynchus parvulus
Lineage: Eukaryota; Metazoa; Chordata; Aves; Passeriformes; Thraupidae
Gene: S1PR4
Product: sphingosine-1-phosphate receptor 4
Exons: 1
Coding region: 1-1206 (401 amino acids)
Biological process (GO): G protein-coupled receptor signaling pathway
Cellular component (GO): membrane
Molecular function (GO): sphingosine-1-phosphate receptor activity
Source: RefSeq, a predicted model, not a curated record
AUGGCUGCUCCAGUGCUGAGCUGGCUGGUGAAUCGCUCCCUCCUCCUUCCCCUGGACUCUGCUCACCUGCUCACCCCCAAAGCCUCCUGCCUGCAGCUGGCUGCCGCCAGGAACAUCAACAUCAUCCUGCAGCACUACAACUUCUCGGGCAAGCUCAGCAAGCGGCACUCCGCCGACGAGGGCAUGGGGCCUCUCCACACGGCCUUCGCCAUCAUCAGCUGCCUCAUCAUCGUGGAGAACCUGCUGGUGCUGCUGGCCGUGCUGCGCUGCCUGCGGGGCCGCCGCUGGGUCUACUCCUGCAUCGCCAGCAUCACCCUCAGCGACCUCCUGGCGGGUAUCGCCUACCUGUGCAACCUCUGCCUGUCGGGCAGCAAGACCUUCCAGCUGUCCCCUCAGCUCUGGUUCCUGAGGGAGGGCAUCCUCUUCGUGGCUUUGGCGGCCUCCACCUUCAGCCUGCUGGUGACGGCGGUGGAGCGCUACGGCGCCAUGGUGAGGCCCAUCGCCGAGAGCGAGGCCAGCAAGACGCUGCGGCUGCGCGGCCUCAUCGCGGCCUGCUGGCUGCUGGCCCUCGCCAUCGGCCUGCUCCCCAUGCUGGGCUGGAACUGCCUCUGCGAUUUCCAGGCCUGCUCCGUGCUCCUGCCGCUCUACUCCAAGAAUUAUAUCCUGUUCUCCGUGGUGAUGUUCAGUGUUAUCCUCUUGGGGAUCAUCGGGAUCUACAUCUCCAUCUUCCUCCUGGUGCAGGCCAGCUCCAGGCAAAGCUGCUCCCGGCAUGGCCGCCGGCGCUCCCUGCGCUUGCUGAAGACGGUGCUGAUGAUCCUGGGGGCUUUCAUCAUGUGCUGGAGUCCUCUCUUUGUGCUGCUGCUCUUGGAUGUGUUCUGCGACACCGGGGCCUGCAGCCACCUGCACAGCCUGGACUGGACCCUGGCUCUGGCGCUGCUCAACUCGGGGGUCAAUCCCGUCAUUUACUCGCUGCGGAGCGUGGAGGUUCGCCGCGCCGUGGGCAGCCUGCUGUGCUGCUGCUGUGUCAGGGCUGGGCUCUGCAGGCCUGGCAGCUGCGUGGCCAUCUCGGACAUCAACUCUGGCUCCUCCACGGAGAGCUCCCUGCGCUGCCGGGACAGCUUCCGCAGCGCCGUGGCCCAGAACGCUCGGCCCAGGGCGCCUCUGUCCAGCAACUCCAGCAUGAUGAGCAAUCUGCCCAGCCUGUGA